AUGUGGUCGUUGUCGUCUCUCGUGUCUGUGCUCAUACUGCAGUACAGCUGUAGUCUUGCCGAUGCUGUCGUCGUCACCACCAAAUUGGGGGACGUGGAGGGGGUGAGGACACGCGCCAGCGAGAAGUUCCUUGGUAUAAAAUAUGCUACUGCGGAGAGACCGGUAGCCGAGGGUACAAGGUCACGUGACAUGUUCCAGGUUCGGCAACCCUGUCCCUCUACAUGGACUGGGGUCCUGGACGCCACCGCGAUCAAACCAGCCUGCUACCAAUACUGCCCCGAAGACGCCAAAUUCAUCUGCCAAACUGAGAUGUCUGAAGACUGUCUGUUUCUAAACGUCUUCCGACCUUUGAACCCCAUGUCCGCCAGUCUCCCCGUGAUGGUGUGGAUCCAUGGCGGUAACUUCGAGAGUUACAGCGGAGGAAGUGUUCUGUUUGACGGCGAGACCAUCGUCUCCAGAGGGGAUGUUAUCUUCGUCAGCCUGAAUUAUCGCCUAGGUCCAUUUGGAUUUCUGGCACAGAGCGACGGCACAACUGUCUAUGCUGGUAACUAUGCCAUCAAAGAUCAACGGAUGGCAUUACAGUGGGUCCAUGACAACAUCAACGCUUUCGGCGGGGAUCCAUCACAGGUAACGAUCUUUGGAGACAGUUCAGGCGCUCAAUCCGUGGCAAUCCAUCUCACUUCCGGUAAAGCUGACGAUCUCUCCACCAGGGCCAUCAUGCACAGCGCCCCCUUUGGGAUUUCGUUCAAAAAUCCGUCCAAAACAUCAGCUGAGGUGCUGACUGCUUGGCAAGGGACGUCCAUCUACGUAUCAGACAACCCCUACCUAUCACUGGAGUCAUGGGGCCCGGUUAUAGAUGGCGAUGAAAUCAAAGGAAGUCUCGUGGAACUGUUCGAGACCGUGACCAAUAUAAACAAGGAAAUACUGAUCGGUUCCACAUCUGAAGAAUCCGUUGGAAGCAUUUACGAUUACUACACCACCGCCGUGGACGAGGCGAGUUACAGGGCCGCCAUGAGUUACUUCGAACCUGACAAUUCCACGCAGAUCAUCAAUGCCCAGUAUCACCCUGUCGCUGGCGACAACCGCGAGAACCUGGUCAGCUUCAUGUCCGACAGGCUCUUUUUGUGCUCAGCCAGAUACGUGGCUCAGAAGCUGAGCGAACAUUCCAAAGUGUGGUGGUUCAUUUUCGAUCAACCUGUCCCUUUCCCGGAAUUCUGGGGAGAUUCCUUAGACUGUGUGGAUCGGGUGUGCCACCAGGCUGAUGUACCGUUCCUGUUCCGGGCACCUGCCCGACUCGGCUUCAACACGACCCGUGCUGAUGAGAAGGUUUCCGAGCAGUUGAUCACCUAUUGGCUUAGUUUUGCUAAUUGGGGAACCCCCAAUGCCCACUGGCGGGAUCUCCCAGUAAAUUCGCCGUUCAGGCUGAGAUCCAAAGAUCUGCCUCUGUGGGUGGAAUUCCGUAGCAAUGCAAAUGGCGCUACCAAAACAUAA
Haliotis rubra (blacklip abalone) is the source of this 1491-nucleotide messenger RNA. RefSeq names its product crystal protein-like. Lineage: Eukaryota; Metazoa; Mollusca; Gastropoda; Lepetellida; Haliotidae. The record is from RefSeq and is a predicted model, not a curated record.